AUGCAACCGAUCCCGCUGUUGCCAUCUACUGCGCUGCCGGCCAUGCAGCCGGAAUCGAAUCUCUCCUUUGUCUCAUUUUACCCUCUCCUACUUCUCUGCUCUAAGAGGAGAAUCGGGAGCGCGAGUGGAAGAGAGCUGAGAGAAACGCCAAGAUGCAAAGCUACUGCCUUGUCAUUGCUCGUCAUUGUUCUGCUCUUCCUCCAAAUACUGCCAACAGUUCUUUCCCUGAAUCCGGAAGUAGAUAACCUUCUCAAGGCUAAGCACGGUCUAGACGACCCAUAUGACUACCUCGCCAACUGGAGACUCACCGAUUCCACCCCCUGCGACUGGACUGGUGUCACCUGCUCUCCUAGCUCCGGCGACGAUGAAAACCUUACCGUCACAUCAGUCAUUCUUAACAACUACGACCUGGCUGGCCCCUUUCCCGUCGCUCUAUGCCUUCUCCAAAACCUCAACUUUCUAUCCCUCUCCUUCAACUACAUCAACUCCACCCUUUCGGACUCUGCCCUUCAGAACUGCUCCGCUCUUACCCACCUCGACCUCUCCCAAAACCUCCUCGUCGGGCCCCUCCCGUCACUUUCUUCCUUCCGUCUUCUCCGCCAUCUUGACUUGGCCGGAAACAAUUUUUCCGGCGCCAUUCCACCCUCCUUCGGCUCCCUCCCAUCGCUCGAAAUCCUCUCCCUCACUGCUAAUCUGCUCAACGAAACCAUUCCCUCUUUCCUUGGGAACAUCUCUACACUCCUCCAGCUCAACAUAUCCUACAACCCCUUCACCCCUGGCCCCAUACCUUACUCUCUCGCCAAUCUCACCAAUCUCGAAACUCUCUGGCUCGCCGGUUGUGGCCUCACGGGUGAGAUCCCGCCGCCCCUGGGCAGUCUCUCCAAGCUCACAAAUCUCGACCUUUCCGUGAACUCCCUCACUGGCAACAUCCCGGACACUCUCUCUGGCCUCUCCUCUGUUAUCCAGAUCGAGCUUUACAACAACAAACUGACAGGCCGCUUCCCUGCUGGGCUCUCUAACCUCACCUUCCUCCUCCGUAUUGACGCCGCGAUGAACUCUCUCUCCGGGCCGAUUCCCGACGACGUUUUCUCCAUCCCCCUGCUCGAAAGCCUCCACCUUUACAGGAAUCAGUUCAUCGGUUCUCUUCCUGCCACUGCUGCCACCGCUGUCAAACUCCUGGAGCUCCGAAUUUUUUCGAAUAACCUAUCCGGGCCCCUUCCCGCGAACCUCGGCAACAGCGCCCCGCUUAUGUUCCUCGAUCUAUCGGGUAACCAGCUCACCGGCGAGAUACCAAAUGAAGUUUGUCAUGGUGGCCUGCUACAGGAUCUUCUUCUCUUCAACAAUGACCUCUCUGGCGGCUUGCCGCAAAGCCUCGCUCAAUGCCAGACUCUCACCCGCAUCCGCCUCUCUAAUAACCGGCUUUCGGGUGAAGUCCCUACCAGUAUCUGGAAACUGCCGCGUAUCACGAUUCUGGAACUCACUCACAACUCCCUCUCAGGAACCAUAGCAUCUGACAUCGCCGGCGCAACCAAUCUUGUCAAUUUGCUGAUCGGCGGAAACAAUUUUAAAGGGAAUAUUCCAGCUGAAAUCGGUUUGCUUUCUAAUCUUUCCGUAUUUUCGGCCUUCAAUAACCGACUGAGCGGCCCUUUACCGGAGUCACUUGGAUUCCUUCCCGAGCUUAAACAACUCGACCUGCAAAACAACUCCCUUUCCGGCGAGCUGCCCAAAAUGCAGUUUUCAAAGAAUCUCACUCAGCUGAACCUUGCCGACAACAUUUUGUCCGGCGGGAUUCCAGAAGAAUUUGGAAGCCUGCUGAUGCUGAACUACCUAGACCUCUCCAGGAACAUCCUCACUGGCGAGAUACCCGCCCAACUACAGUACUUGAAACUGGUCAAUUUCAAUGUUUCCAAUAACCAUCUCUUUGGUCCCAUUCCACCUCUGCUCCGCAACGAAGCCUACAAGAGUAGCUUCCUUGGUAAUCCUGGAUUAUGCUUGGAUCCAAAUGAGCAUUGCUCGAGCUUGACUGUUGCCGAUCAUGGCCAUAGGAAGUUCUUCUGGGUUAUUGGAGUUAUCCUUUUAGCUGCCAUUGUUGGGAUUUCAUUGUUCUACUUGAGGAAGAUGAAUAGUGAAAGAGGUAAAAGAGGAAUGGAUAAGUCCUGGUGGAUUCUCCCUUCUUUCCAUAGAUUGGGCUUCAGUGAAUAUGACAUACUGGAUUCAUUACAAGAGGAUAACAUCAUCGGCCGGGGAGCAUCCGGGAAGGUUUACAAGGCAGUGCUCCGCAGCGGCGAGACUGUGGCAGUGAAGAAGCUUUGUAAAGAGAAAGAAUUGAUGACUGACGACGUUAAGCAGGAAGGUACUGGUUACGAUACCUUGAGAACAGAGGCAGCGGCGACCAUGGGGAAGAUUCGGCAUAAAAAUAUUGUGAAGCUCUGGUGCUGUUACAGUCAUAUGGACUGUCAGCUCCUGGUUUACGAGUACAUGCCAAACGGGAGCUUGAGGGACUUGUUACAUGGCAGCGAGGCGAGGGGUUUGGUUUGGCCUACGAGGUUUAUAAUAGCCAUGGAUGCAUCGGAGGGAUUGUGCUAUCUGCACCAUGACUGUGUUCCUCCAAUUGUUCACAGAGAUUUUAAAGCCAAUAACAUCCUUUUAGAUUCGGAUUUUAGGGCUAAAGUUACAGAUUUUGGGGUUAAUGGAAAGGGGCCGAAAUCAAUGUCCGGUCUUGCUGGCUCGCAUGGAUACAUGGCUCCAGAGUAUCCAUACACUCUUCGUUUGAAUGAAAAGAGUGACAUAUACAGCUUCGGAGUUGUUAUUCUGGAGCUGGUAACUGGCAAGAGUGCGUUGGAUCCUGAGUUGGGUAAGAAGGGCUUAGUAAGAUGGGUUUGCAACACAAUGCAGCAGAAAGGAGAGGAUAGCGUCAUUGAUUCCAAGCUGGAUCGCUGCUACAGAAUGGAGAUCACCAAAGUCCUCAAAAUUGGCCUACUCUGCACCAGCACUCUUCCCAUCAACCGCCCGUCCAUGAGGAGAGUUGUCAAGUUGCUUCAUGAUGUGCGUGCAGAAAGUAAGCCUGUUCCGCUCUCAAAUGCCGGCAAACUCUCUUCUCACUACGAAAAUGAUCAGGAGAGUUUUGCUUGAAGUUGAUGCCAUUUUUUAAUAGGUUUCCUUCUUUAGUUUUGUUUUAGGAAUGAAGUGGUUCUAAGUUCUAACUGUAUCUGAGAAUGUAUUCCUCCUUUCACCUUUCUUCUUUUUUUUUUUUUUGUAAGGAAAAUUCUGGAACUUAUAUAAGGGGAAGUUGGUCUCUGUUGUGUUAUUGCAUAACAGAGUUUUUGAAACUUUGUUGCCAUGAUGAUAUGUGAUGUAAUUGAAUAUGUGAUUUAUUG
Messenger RNA from Phalaenopsis equestris, 3377 nucleotides. Its product is annotated as receptor-like protein kinase HSL1. Lineage: Eukaryota; Viridiplantae; Streptophyta; Magnoliopsida; Asparagales; Orchidaceae. Gene Ontology annotation, biological process: protein phosphorylation. The transcript is spliced from 2 exons. The record is from RefSeq and is a predicted model, not a curated record. Gene Ontology annotation, molecular function: receptor serine/threonine kinase binding; protein kinase activity; ATP binding. Bases 1 to 3132 code for a protein of 1043 amino acids.